CAAUAAUUAUCAGCACGUGAAAUCGGUUGUAAAUUGUAAAUUAAAUGGAAUCCAAGAGACUUUAUUUGCUUUUCGCAAAAUUGUUUAACUAAAUGGCUUUGCCUGAGAUAUCAAAAUUUUAGAAGACGUUAAAAUGGUUGAGUUAGAUGGCUGUUGUUAUUUUUUUGGACUCCGCUGUGGAUGUAUUCUAGGGGGUCUAUGGCUAAUCAUAUAUAAUGCACUUUUGAUAUACCUGAUGUAUUACGAGAUGAAGUACUCUCAGAGAUCCACAAUAGACUUAAUUACUGGCGAACACGAAAAAGAGACUACUGGAUUUUGGGUGCUGGGCACUACAUUUCUCUUGAUGGAUUUAAUAUCUCUGUUUUUGGUCUUUGGAGCCAUUUUGAGGCACCACAUUUCUCUUUUCAUAUUUUUACUAGGACAGAUUAUACCCAUCUCAGUUGAAUCGUUCUACUUGCUGACAGCCAUUAUUUAUGGCAUUGAAACCGAAAGUAUUAUAAUAUAUCUUUUACCAUUAUUAAUUCUGGUCUACAUUGAUGUGGUAGCUUAUUCCUAUUGGACUGAUUUGAAAAGUUCUAAGAAACUAACAGCUGUGUCACAAAUAAAUAUCUUUUAUUGAAAUUAGAUUGCAACUUAAACACAGCAAAGUACAUUUUUAAAAUUAGUUAGGAACCAUUUUAAAAUGCCUUAUACAUUUUGUUAGGACUUAAGAUCACAUACCACGUUUUCCGGUAGAACACACAAAAGACAGCGAUAAGGUUGGAUGACUUGAGAGCAGGAAAACAUGUCAAGAAAUAAAAACAAAAAUGAUUUAUCAUAA
This is a messenger RNA of Drosophila rhopaloa, 820 nucleotides long. RefSeq lists its product as uncharacterized. The transcript has 3 exons. Bases 134 to 619 code for a protein of 161 amino acids. Lineage: Eukaryota; Metazoa; Arthropoda; Insecta; Diptera; Drosophilidae. The record is from RefSeq and is a predicted model, not a curated record.